AUGAAUGUUGAACUUGAGGAAAGAGAUGUUGUCGCCAUCCAUAGAAUUCCAUCUGACAAAUUAGGACCAAAACCUCUUAUUGUGAGACUAUUUAGUAGUGAUGUCAAACGAAGAGUGAUGCGAGAAAAGAAGUAUUUACAAGACCAUGAUGGUUCCACUGCACUACACAUUGCUGCAAGUAAAGGAAAUACAGAAAUUGUUCAAUUACUUAUUGAUAACGGAAUCGAGAUCAAUGCUCAGAACAAGGAUGGUUCCACUGCACUACACAGUGCUGCAAGUACAGGAAAUACAGAAAUGGUCCAAUUGCUUAUUGAUAAUGGAAUCGAGAUCAAUUUUCAGAACAAGGAUGGUUCGACUAUACUGUUUGACGCUACAUUAAAAGGAAAGACAGACAUCGUCCACUGGCUUAUUGACAAGGGUAUUGAUAUUAAUGUAAUGGACACGGAUGGUUCCACUGCACUACACAUUGCUGCAAGUAAAGGAAAUACAGAAAUUGUUCAAUUACUUAUUGAUAACGGAAUCGAGAUCAAUGCUCAGAACAAGGACGGUUCCACUGCACUACACAGUGCUGCAAGUACAGGAAAUACAGAAAUGGUCCAAUUGCUUAUUGAUAAUGGAAUCGAGAUCAAUUUUCAGAACAAGGAUGGUUCGACUAUACUGUUUGAUGCUACAUUAAAAGGAAAGACAGACAUCGUCCACUGGCUUAUUGACAAUGGUAUUGAUAUUAAUGUAAUGGACACGGUUGACAAUGCUGUAAUUGUACGAAGUAUGCUAGAAUGA
Mytilus trossulus (common blue mussel) is the source of this 780-nucleotide messenger RNA. Its product is annotated as putative ankyrin repeat protein RF_0381. Gene Ontology annotation, biological process: protein localization to ciliary inversin compartment. The record is from RefSeq and is a predicted model, not a curated record. NCBI's taxonomy places the organism in Eukaryota, Metazoa, Mollusca, Bivalvia, Mytilida, Mytilidae. Gene Ontology annotation, cellular component: ciliary inversin compartment. Gene Ontology annotation, molecular function: protein binding. Bases 1 to 780 code for a protein of 259 amino acids. The transcript has 8 exons.